GCGUAUCCUGGAAAUGUAUCCGGCCCGGGGCGGGGCCUGCUCACGGGUGCGUGAGAGGAAGGGGGCGCGCUCUCCCGGACACAAGUGCGUCGGGUAGAGGAGUCCGGGCCGGACGUGUGGAGGCUCAAACAGGAUCCGCGGCGAAAGCACUCCGAGCGGCUGGUGCUAUAAAAAACCUUGAGAUACCUUGAAGAAGAAUAUGCGAGUUGUCUCCAUCUUCUAAUCAACCGUUAUUCGUUGGCAAGUGACACCAAAGCACACCAUCUGAUUAUGAUUUGGAAGACAACAUGACAACCAAUUAUUGAAAUUGCCUCAAGAAUAAAGAUGUUGUAAACAAAGAUCAAGAACCAUGCCAGCAACUUAAUUGUACGCACACAUCGGGCAUAUUCAAAGUUGAUUGAAAUUCUCUUCUGCAAAAUGGAGCAUUUAUGCUUUGAUUUUCUCACUUUAGAGAAGCGUAAACAGUCCUCAAACAAAAUUAUUUUAUGUAUUUUUGUUAUAAUAUGCUUAUCAGUUAUAGUUUACACUGAUGAGGACUAUUAUAAAUUGCUUGGAUUGUCAAAAAGUGCAACUAAUCGACAGAUAAGGCAAGCUUUUAAGAAACUUGCACUCUCUAUGCAUCCUGACAAAAAUCCGAAUAAUCCAGAAGCACAUGACAACUUUUUGAAAAUAAAUAGAGCAUACGAAGUUUUAAAAGAUGAGGAUCUUCGAAAAAAGUAUGAUAAAUAUGGUGAGAAAGGCCUUCAGGAUCACCAGAGUGGACAGUAUGAAAGUUGGAACUUCUAUCGUUAUGACUUUGGCAUUUAUGAUGAUGAUGUUGAAAUUAUUACCUUGGAUAAAGGAGACUUUGAUGCUGCUGUUACCUCUGGAGAAUUGUGGUUUGUAAACUUCUACUUCCCUCGUUGCUCGCACUGCCAUGAUCUAGCUCCUACGUGGCGCGAAUUUGCCAAAGAGAUGGAUGGAGUAAUCCGCAUAGGAGCAGUCAACUGUGGGGAUAACCGGAUGUUGUGUCGUUCCAGAGGAAUCACCAGCUACCCCAGUCUUUACAUCUUUAAACCAGGAGGGGGCGCAGUGAAAUAUGUCGGAGAUCGAUCAAAGAAAGAUCUUGUCCAAUUUGCUAUGAAGUAUGUCACAACUCGGGUGACAGAAUUAUGGUCAGGCAAUUUUGCAAGUGCAUUCAAUACAGCGUUCUCUUCUGGAGUUGGAUGGCUGGUCACUUUCUGUGCUGAAACAGGAGAUUGUUUAUCUUCACAGACACAGCUAAAGUUAGCCGGAAUGCUGGAAGGUCUUGUUCAAGUUGGCUGGAUGGAUUGCACAACUCAGGUUCAACUUUGUACAGAUUUAGAGAGAACCUCCAGUACUACAAUUUAUUUUCCACCUGGUUCGACUAUAAAACAGAAAGGUGGGAUUUUGUUCCUAAAUAGCCUGGAUACUAGAGAAAUUUAUGUUGAGGUUAUGCAAUAUUUACCAGAUCUGGAAAAGCUCACUGAAGAUUCAUUCCAGAAAAAGUUAACACACCAUCGUUGGCUGGUUUUCUUUAAGUUUGGUGACACAGUAGAGCCUGGUGAUUAUGAAUUCAAAAAAGCUAAAGUUCUUCUACAAAAUGACAAUAUCCAGGUUGGAAUGUUUGACUGCAAUGAAGGAUCACGUAUCUGCAAGAGCCUUUAUAUUCGCCAACCUUCUGUUGUAAUAUUCAAAGGCAGUGGAACAAAAGCCUUUGAGAUACAUCACGGUAAGAAGGUUCUCUAUGACGUUGUGUCCUUUGCAAGAGAGAGCAUCAAUGCACCUGUUAUCACACUUAGUCCGAAGAAUUUUCCAAAGAACAACAGGGAACCAUGGCUUGUGGAUUUCUUUGCACCAUGGUGUCCUCCCUGUCGUGCCCUUUUGCCUGAACUGCGUAAAGCUUCGAAACAAUUAGUUGGUCAGCUUAAGUUUGGAACGUUAGAUUGUACAAUCCAUGAGAGUUUAUGCAGCACCCACGGUAUCCAAGCUUAUCCAACAACACUAAUAUUCAACCAAUCAAAUGUUCAUGAAUAUGAAGGCCAUCAUACAGCUGAUGAACUUCUGGAGUUUAUUCAGGAUCUCAUAAAUCCCUCAGUAAUUGCACUGACACCAGAGAAUUUUGAAGGAUUAGUUAGAAGGAGAGCCCAAGAUGAAAUUUGGAUGGUCGAUUUUUAUGCUCCAUGGUGUGGCCCAUGCCAAGCUUUAAUGCCAGAAUGGAAGAGAAUGGCCAGGAGGCUGAAUGGAACAGUCAACGUAGGCAGCAUGGACUGUCAGAAGUACUAUUCUACGUGUCAGAAGGAAGAUGUGCAGGCCUAUCCAGAGAUCCGACUGUAUCCACUGAAUGCUAAAAACAUGUACAAUUACUAUAGGUAUUCUGGUUGGUCCAGAAAUGCAGAGUCACUUAGGUCAUGGGCAUUGGGAUUUCUUCCGCAAACCUCUGUAGAAUUAACACCGGAAGAUUUUACACGACAAGUAUUAAAAGGAAAGGACCAUUGGGUAAUUGAUUUCUAUGCACCAUGGUGUGGCCCUUGCCAGAACUUUGCUCCUGAGUUUGAGCUUCUUGCUAAGUCAAUUGAAGGUGAAAUUAAAGCAGGGAAGGUGGACUGUCAGAGUAACCCGCACACUUGUCAAACAGCUGGUAUCAGAGCUUACCCUACAGUUAAAUUCUAUCCAUUCCAAGGAGAAAAGAAGCGAGAUGAAUCAAAAAAUGCUGCAGGAGAAUAUAUAAACAGUAGAGAAGCAAAAACAAUAUCCCAGUUGCUGAGGAAGCGAUUGGAGGAGCUUCAACCAAAGUUAAAAAAUGCAUUUUCAGCUAAAAAGGAUGAAUUAUAAAAUUGUGACCUCUGUAGAUUGAUCCUCAAUGUCAACUGGAAAUCUGCAGCAACAGAAAUCUGAAAUAUACAAAGCAAAUAAGAUUUUAACAUAACAUUUAAUUUGAUUGUGGAGUAUGAGAUAAAACUCAUUCUGUGGACAAAGUUAUUCACCUGUUUUAAAACAAGAUGAACAACUGUAAAAUGAUGCACCUAAGCAAGUUCCUUGUUGGCAAACUGACCAAAGUUCCUUCCUCACUACGUAUUUUGGCACAUUUUAUCAUGUUGAAAUUUAUAUAGUAAUAUUUUGACAUCCCUUGACCAACUAUCCCAAAAUAUUUCUAAAAUUUUGUUUUGAACAUCUAAUAUUUCCACUCCCAGAAGCAUCACUCAAUUCAUUUUAAUAUGAUAAAUGAAUUGAGAAAUUGAAACUUCUCAUUACCAGCCAUCUCUGCUGUAAUAUGUUUUGCUAUCUGUAGCAAGUUGAAGAGAUCACUGGUAUUAUUAUGCACUGAUGAUAAUAUAUUAUGUGGAAAGGAUUGUUUUGUUUUGACAGUAACAGAAAUUUGAUUUUUUUUUGUGUGUAGAAUGUUUGAAUAAAGUAGUUGGGAGUAAUGCACAUGAUUUUGUUGAAACUGGUGAACCCAAUUAAAUUUGUAUUCAUUUUCCACAUAUGUUGUUGGUUUUGUUGGAUUGUAUUCCAUAUAUAGUUUCCUUAUUUAAUGUUUGUGGAAUUAUUUUGUUUUAAGAACUGAGCAAAGUUAGUGAAUAUUCCUCUAUAAAUUGAGCAACCAAUGCAUUUGUAGCUGUGGCUACUUUCAAUAAAUUCUAGGAUUUUCGUUGAAAUCUA
Messenger RNA from Chiloscyllium plagiosum (whitespotted bambooshark), 3663 nucleotides. The record is from RefSeq and is a predicted model, not a curated record. NCBI's taxonomy places the organism in Eukaryota, Metazoa, Chordata, Chondrichthyes, Orectolobiformes, Hemiscylliidae.